This is a messenger RNA of Ostreococcus lucimarinus CCE9901, 1852 nucleotides long. RefSeq lists its product with no specific name. The transcript has 2 exons. The record is from RefSeq and is a predicted model, not a curated record. NCBI's taxonomy places the organism in Eukaryota, Viridiplantae, Chlorophyta, Mamiellophyceae, Mamiellales, Bathycoccaceae. Bases 148 to 1785 code for a protein of 545 amino acids. Gene Ontology annotation, molecular function: ATP binding; nucleic acid binding. Gene Ontology annotation, cellular component: mitochondrion.
AAGGACAACGAUGCUGUCGUCGACGAAGCGAAAGAAGGUACCGAGGCUGUGAAUUCGCCGCAAAAGUCUACGCCAACCAACUUCACCGAAAUCAUCGUGGAAGUCGCGACGGGGAACGCGCCGAGCACGACGGCGGCGUUCGCGAACAUGGGACUCACGGAGGCGUCGAUGCGAGCGAUUCACGAGGUGAUGGGAUUCACGCACGCGACGGCGGUGCAAGAUUCGACGCUGCCGCACAUCAUGCGAGGAUUGGAUGUGCUCGCGCGCGCGAAGACGGGAAGCGGGAAAACGGUUGGAUUUUUGUUGCCGGCGAUCGAACGGUUGGCAAAACAAGGAGCGCCGCGAAAGGGGGACGUGUCGUGCCUGGUAAUUUCGCCGACGAGAGAGUUGGCGUCGCAAAUCGGCGAGGAGGCGAAGAGUUUGUUGACGUAUCAUCCGUUCAAUUGCCAGGUUGUCUUCGGUGGGACGAACAUUAACAGCGAACGAAAGCGAUUGACGUCGCAAGGGGUUGAAUUUUUGGUCGCUACUCCCGGACGGUUGAUCGAUCACUUUGAGUCGAGCAACUUGGCGCGCGCGUGCCAAAACCUCGACGUCUUGGUGCUCGACGAGGCGGAUCAGCUUCUCGACAUGGGUUUCCGACCGAGCUUGGAAAAAAUUUUGUCUUAUUUGCCUACGCAGCGACAGACGUUGUUGUUCUCCGCCACGGUGCCGAAAACGGUGCAUCAAAUCGCUGCCAACGCUUUGCGACCGGGUCAUCAGUACAUCGACUGCGUCGGCGACGACGCACCGGCGACGAAUUUGCAAGUUAAGCAAUCGCUCAUCGUCGCCUCGUUUCACGACCACUUGACGCUGAUGACGCAAGCUAUUGAAGAACAUCAGGCGGAGGAACCAAAUCACAAGAUCAUGGUAUUCUUUCCCACCGCUCGUUCGACGCAACUCGCGUCAGAAAUGUUCGAGGCGUGCGGCAAACCCGUCUUUGAGAUUCACAGCCGCAAGUCUCAGGCUGUUCGUACGAAGGCGGCGGAUAAGUUCCGCGAAGCCCGCGCGGCGGUCAUGAUGUCUUCUGAUGUCACCGCACGCGGUAUGGACUUUCCAGACGUGACGAUGGUUAUUCAAAUCGGUGUUCCGUCUGCUCGCGAGCAAUACAUUCAUCGUCUUGGUCGAACCGGGCGCGCAGGCAAGACGGGCAAAGGCUUGCUCAUGCUCGAUCCCGCGGAGAAGUUUUUCCUCAACGGCGUUCGUGACUUACCCAUCGAAGUCUUAAACCCUGCGAUUGAUUCUCAAGUCGACCAGCGCGUGCGCAAGGCCAUCAGCAGAAUCAAUCCGGAUACCAAGGCGCAAGCAUACAGCGCAUGGUUGGGCUUUUACAACGGCUCGAGCGGAAAGAUGAAGUGGAGCAAGGACGAUUUGAUCUUUGCAGCCAACAACUACGCCUUGGAGACCUUGCAGUGCGAAAGUUUGCCCGGUCUUUUGAAGAAGACUGUGGGUAAGAUGGGUCUCAAGGGGUUCACCGCGAACUUGAACAUUGUCUCCGAGUUGGGCGGCGGCGGCGGCGGCGGUCGCGGCGGCGGCGGCGGCGGUCGUGGCGGCGGUGGCGGCGGUCGCGGUGGCGGCGGCUUCGGUGGUGACCGCGGCAGUGGUGGAUUCGGCGGUGGUGGCGGUGGUCGCGGUGGUCGCGGCGGUGGUCGUGGUGGCGGCGGUGGUCGCGGCGGCGGUCGCGGCGGCGGACGCGGCGGUGGCGCCAACGCGACGAGCAUGAACUGGCAACAGCAAAGCUUCUAUUGAGCGCGGUGUCACCCUUUUUUCAAAUAAAUUCGCAGUAGAUUACAUUCUUUUAUCCGUCGUGUGGACU